AUGCCCGCAACCUUCCAACCGAUCAUCAUCGGCCUCGAUUUUGGCACCACCUACUCGGGCAUCGCCUAUGCUCCUUUCGGCGGCCGCACUACCGUCGUCGCUGGGUACAAAUCACGCAUGGGCACGAACAUGGAGAAAGGCAAAACGCCGAGCACGCUGCAAUACCAAUCCAAUGGAGAUGAGCCUCUUUGGGGGUACGAUAUUCCCCCAGGAGAACUCCCUCUCCGCUGGUUUAAGCUGCUUUUGCUGGACGAGAAGGAUCUUCCUUCCCACGUCCGCGACUCGCCCUUUGUCCGAAGUGCGAGAGAGCAGCUAAAGGAACAGAACCUGCACGUUGUCCAAGUCAUCUCCGACUUCCUUCGCCAGCUUUGGCACCAUGCCCUCGGCCAGAUGGAGAUCACCAUUGGAAAAAGCCGGCUCGAUGGUUCGAUCUUUGAGCUCGUCGUCACCAUGCCUGCCAUCUGGCCGGUGUACGCCCGCAUGAGAAUGAAGCAAGCCAUCGACCUCGCAGGCAUUCUUGAUUUCAGAUCCGCUGGUCCCACCGCUCUAGCGUUCGUUUCCGAGCCAGAGGCGGCCGCCUUGGCCGCCAUAGACACCUUUUCCCACGGGGCCGGAUUCAAGCAGAAAAACGACCAGGUUGUUGUAUGUGAUGCCGGCGGCGGUACAGUCGACAUCAUCACCUACAAGGUUGUCAAGGAAAAUCCGGUCAAAAUCAGAGAAAGCGUUCGUGGGGAUGGAGAACUCUGCGGCGCCGUUUUCCUUGACAACGCCUUCAAAGAUCUACUACAAAGGAAGAUUUCCCGCAAAAUAUGGAAUAGGCUGGGUCCCCAGGGGAUUCGCUUCAUUAUGCAUCACUUGUGGGAGAACGGCAUCAAGCCUGAGUUCUGCGACGAGUCCGCCAACCUCGAGUUUCAUCUGCCGUUUGGGGGCUGCAAGGAGGAUCGCUUCCAAUCGCCAACAAUGACGUUCACCCCGGAGGAAAUAAAGCGAGUCUACAAGCCAGUCGUUGCCGAGGUUGUCAACUUAGUUUGUCGUCAAGUCAGUCAGGCAAAGAGGGCCUCCAAAAGGCUACCCGAGUACGUCAUUCUCGUCGGCGGCUUUGGUGCCUCUCGGUUUCUAGGGAAUGCCCUCCGAGAGGCGCUUGAAGAGCAGGCUCCCCAUACAACAAUUUUGCAGGGACAGGGCAGCAACCCCUGGACCGCCAUCGCCAGCGGCGCCGUUCUGCGAGGGCUCUCCAAGAACGACCCCAAUCCCGCCGUCCAUGUCGACGCUCGCGUGUCCCGAGCCAGCUACGGAACAGUCUGCAACAUCCUGCCAUGGGACGCCGAUGGGCAUGACGCUCAAGACAAGUUUUGGUGUCCCAUCCACCGUGAAUUUAUCGCCAUCGACCAGACAAGGUGGUUCAUCCAUAAUGGAGAUACUCUCUAUGAAGAGGAGCCGGUGCUCCAUACAUUCUGGCAAGAUGUGGAUAAAUCGACGGAUGUGAUCGAGACCGAACUCGUGUACUCGACCGCCCGCACGCCCCCCAGCCGGUGCGACAGUUCGGUAAAGCACUUGUGCAAGGUCCGAUGGAGCAAGUUACCCAAAUUCCAUCGCCUACCUGUCUGGAAAAACAAGAAGGGACAAUUCUUUCGCCAGAUCAGCUAUGAGAUACAGAUGGUCACGGAUGGCACGAGCCUUGAUUUCCAGGUCCUCUACGAGGGUGCAAUUGUCGCAUGCCAGAACGUAAACGUUGACUAUUCCCGCACCGGAACGUCUGUCGAGCACGAGCAAGGAGCUCGCUGCGUCAAGUCGGGACGAUUCGGUAUAUAG
This is a messenger RNA of Drechmeria coniospora, 1812 nucleotides long. RefSeq names its product actin-like ATPase domain-containing protein. Gene Ontology annotation, molecular function: ATP binding; ATP-dependent protein folding chaperone. Bases 1 to 1812 code for a protein of 603 amino acids. The record is from RefSeq and is a predicted model, not a curated record. The transcript has 9 exons. Lineage: Eukaryota; Fungi; Ascomycota; Sordariomycetes; Hypocreales; Ophiocordycipitaceae.